UUUUAGAAAGCAGUGAUGGAUGUGUUGUGCAGGGAUUUCAGAUGUCCUUGGCUCUUCUUCUGAAACGCCCACUCUGGAGAACUUCCCCUUAAGUGUUCCUGUGUUAAAGAAAGUUUUUCAGUUCCUCUGGUGGAGCUUUGACACGUCGUUUUUCAGCAACUCAACAACUCCGAUGGCUCUCAGAGACGCGCUUCUUCGUAUCAGCCGCAAAUCCGUGCGCAAUGACGCGUGCUGGCGGAUUGCGCUGCAGAUCCGGACGCUGUACGACUCCGCCGUUCAGGAGGAAACCGGGCUGAAGCACGCGGGCCUGGUGAAGAGCCUACGGGAAAUGCCCGGUCCCAGCGCCAUCGGGAACCUCAUCGAGUUCUUCUACAGAGACGGCUUCAGCCGCAUCCACGAGAUCCAGAUGGAGCACAGUCAGAAGUACGGGAAGAUCUUUAAGUCUCGCUUUGGGCCGCAGCUGGUCGUGUCGAUUGCAGACCGAGACUUGGUGGCUCAGGUGCUCAGGGCUGAAGGCGUAGCACCUCAAAGAGCCAACAUGGAGUCCUGGAAAGAGUACAGAGACAUGAGGGGACACACCACUGGCCUCAUCUCGGCCGAGGCUGAUGAGUGGCUGAAGAUGCGCAGUGUGCUGCGACAGCUCAUCAUGCGUCCACGUGAUGUCGCAGUAUUCUCAGAUGACGUCAAUGAAGUGGUGGCAGACCUGGUGGUGAAAGUGCAAAAACUGCGUAGCCAGCAGCCGGACGGACUUACAGUCGUCAACGUCAACGACCUGUUUUUCAAAUUUGCCAUGGAAGGUGUGGCGACCAUCUUGUACGAGGCCCGUCUGGGCUGCUUGGAAGAUGACAUUCCCAAGAUGAGUCAGGAAUACAUCGAGGCACUCCAUCUCAUGUUUAGCUCCUUCAAGACGUCCAUGUAUGCUGGCGCCAUUCCCAAAUGGCUGCGACCCAUCAUUCCCAAACCGUGGAAGGAGUUUUGUCACUCCUGGGAUGGCCUCUUCAAAUUUAGCCAGAUCCACAUUGACAGAAAGCUGUUAGAGAUCAAGCAGAAGGUGGAGAGGGGAGAGGAGGUGAAAGGAGGUCUGCUUACUCACCUGCUGGUCACCAAGGAGAUGAAUCUGGAGGAGAUCUACGCCAACAUGACUGAAAUGCUCUUGGCUGGAGUGGACACGACCUCUUUCACAUUAUCUUGGAGUACAUACCUCCUGGCCAAGCAUCCCAUGGUGCAACAGCAGAUCUACGAGGAGGUGACUCGUGUACUUAACGGACGAGUCCCAACUGCAGAUGACGUUCCUAACCUGCCGCUCAUUAAGGGCCUCGUCAAGGAGACACUCCGGCUUUAUCCUGUUCUUCCUGGAAAUGGUCGAAUCACUCAGGACAACCUCAUUGUAGGAGGUUAUUUCAUCCCCAAAGGGACUCAAUUGGCUCUUUGUCAUUACUCCACCUCCAUGGAUGAGGAGACGUUUCCCAAAGCGGAAGAGUUCCGUCCCGAUCGCUGGCUCCGUAAAGACACUUUGGAUCGAGUGGACAAUUUCGGCUCCAUUCCCUUCGGCUACGGCAUCAGGAGCUGCAUCGGCAAGAGGAUAGCAGAACUCGAGAUGUACCUGGCUCUCACACAGCUCCUUCAGAAGUUCUGCAUCGAGGUGUCUCCUCUCACAGGCGACAUCCGAGCCAAAACUCACGGCCUGCUGUGUCCCGCAGCUCCCGUCAAUGUCAAGUUUAUCGACCGUUGAUAAACCCUCAUCCCCCCUAUAUAUAUAUAUAUCUAAGCCUGUGUGUUAUUUAGUAAACCCUUUUGAACCAUAACAUGUCUUAUUUAAUCUGAUUUAAAAAGCUUAUUUUGAGCCAUUGCAUAACUUGUCUAUAAAGGCCAUUUCAUUAGGAUUAUUAUUUUUAUCUCAUAACAUUACCCAUAAAAGGAACAACAAAGUUCAUCUAAUCAAGCAACCUCAUGAUAAUGGAGUGUAAAAUGAAACUACAGUACAGCCGAUUGUCGACUAUUUAUAUCCUGUUUCUUUUGCAUUUUGCAGUGCAACUAGCUAAACAGCAGGAUGUAGCAGUGUUACCUGAUUUUACUGCAAUCCACAAAGCAGCAUAUCACUAGAAAUAUGUACAAAUAAACAUAUACAAACCUCUGAUCUCAUUCCUACAUGCUUUUCUAGCACUAGGUAUGUUCACAAGGAUGCGUAUAAUGUAUAAUCAUUAUAGUGUAUAAUCCGAUGCCCGCUGCAAGAAGUUAUAAAGUUUAGUUUUAAAUGUGACAGGAAACAGAACAGUAUUAGAGUUGGAUUAGCGAUGGAUUAACCUCUCGUAUGUUAAAAUGAAUAUCUUGCUUUGUUAAAUUUUAGCAGUAGUUUAUUAAAUACAACCUUUUGUGUAAUUACUAAAUAAUUGACCUGAAUUAAAUGUUUGUAACAUUUUAAGGACUUUGUUAAAGACUAGGAAAUGAGCAGAGCUGUUUGCACUAUGUGCCAAUGUGUUCAUUGAAGUGGGUUAUAUAUAAGUUCAGCUACCUUGUGUAAAUAAAGACCAAUAGUGAUUGUGAA
Messenger RNA from Tachysurus vachellii, 2545 nucleotides. RefSeq names its product cytochrome P450 27C1 (gene cyp27c1). The coding region runs from base 20 to 1732 and encodes 570 amino acids. Gene Ontology annotation, biological process: C21-steroid hormone biosynthetic process; cortisol metabolic process; cellular response to peptide hormone stimulus. Lineage: Eukaryota; Metazoa; Chordata; Actinopteri; Siluriformes; Bagridae. Gene Ontology annotation, molecular function: iron ion binding; monooxygenase activity; heme binding. The record is from RefSeq and is a predicted model, not a curated record. The transcript is spliced from 9 exons. Gene Ontology annotation, cellular component: mitochondrial inner membrane.